AACACGAUGCUUUGUAAUUGUGUCCCUCGAGUUGAGCGACUUACAAGCAACGACUCGCGAUACAAAGCACAGUAGUUGCACGGUCUCGUUUGAUGCUUUUCAUAAAUAAACAUCCGUCUUCUCUCUCGCACACUCACAGGAUACUCUUUCUACAACCUCAUUGCCUACUCGCGUAUAACAUUCGACCUCGUUGGGUAGUGGACAACUGCCGAUACGCAAACCCGCAUCUUCAGUCCACUGACUCGAACCAUCUUCUUCGACGUCAACUCAUUUAUCCCUCUCCUCAAGACAAGACCUCAUUUUCAACCUCAACCAGCAGCCCCAAACCGAAAACCCUCGCUCGUAGUUGACGCGCGCACUGCACAGCACACCCAACCAUGAAGUCCUCCGUCUCCGUCCUCUACCCCAACGAGUCCGUCGCGCGGAACGUGACGACGUACUCCGAGUCCCGCUCCACGGACCUGCCCGCGCACAUCGUCGCCUACCACGAGCACAUCGACGCCACGCAGCCCGAGACGUCGAUGCUCAUGAUCAGCAACUUCCAGGCGCAGAACCACAUCUGGCUCGCCAAGCUCAUCGGCGCCAAGAGGGUACUCGAAAUCGGCGUCUACGUUGGGUACUCCGGCAUGAUCUGGUCCCAUGCUGUCGGGCCCGACGGCACCGUCACCGGCCUCGAGUUCAACGCCGAUUACGCGAAGCAGGCCGAAGCCGCAUGGGCCGCCAACGGCAUCACCAACGCGUCCGUCAUCGUCGGCGACGCUCUCGAGACCCUACCUGCCCUAAGCCCUUCCGAGCCGUAUGACCUGAUCUUCAUCGACGCUCAGAAGUCCGGGUAUCCGGCCUACCUCUCCACUAUCCUUGCCGCCUCCGCCCCGUCAUCCAGCACCCGCCUCUUGCGCGCCGGCGGUCUUGUCGUUGCCGAUAACGUCCUCCGCCGCGGCAUCGUUGCUGACGACUCGGAUGAGAACCCUUGGAUUGUUAAGGAGAAGGCUCAGCGCGCCACCUACUGGCGUUCCGAGGACGUUGAAAAGCUGCGCGAGUUCAACGACGCCGUGCACGACGAGCCGCGGCUGGACUCGUGGCUGAUGCCACUGUACGACGGGGUCCAUCUCGCCAGGUUGGUCAAUUGAGGGCCCGUCAAAUUAUAAGACUGGAGCUUGAAGUUGAGACGACCGCGACAAAUGCCAGGGAAAGCGCGAAAGCAAAGAGAGAGGGAGGAGACAGCGGGGACGUAUUUCUAGACGGACUGUUGUUUCCGGAAUCAUGAGUAACGAAUUAACAGUCCACGAUCAAGUAGACGCUCUGGGUAAAAAUAGACAGACAGAGUUGAACGCAACCAAA
Molecule: messenger RNA, 1341 nt
Organism: Colletotrichum destructivum
Lineage: Eukaryota; Fungi; Ascomycota; Sordariomycetes; Glomerellales; Glomerellaceae
Product: Putative class I-like SAM-dependent O-methyltransferase
Exons: 3
Coding region: 378-1130 (250 amino acids)
Molecular function (GO): O-methyltransferase activity; S-adenosylmethionine-dependent methyltransferase activity
Source: RefSeq, a predicted model, not a curated record